CCCGAUUAGAUUGCUUUUUUAAUUAUGUCGACAUUUCACUUCCAAUUACAAAAAAAAAUCCUUUUUAGUUUCACAUAACACAAUUUUUACAGCUUUAAGUAGAGAUGGAGGAGUUAGAGGAAUUAUCCGAUGAAAGCGCUCGUGACAUUCAAACAAGCCGUACAAGAACUUUUAAUUUAACUGAUGAGAAUGAAACUUCACGUUCAAACACAGCCAGAACAAAUGAUAUCAACUCCAUACCCAUUCCAAAAUUCAAUACGUUCGAAGAUUCAUUACAUCAAAGAAAUAAUCGGAGUAACACUCGUAUAAAUACGCCAGAUGAAGUUGAAUAUAUUGCACAAAACCUAAACUUAAAACAAGCCAUUUCAACUGACAGUAUCGUCUCCAGGGGAUCGAGAAAUUUUCCACGACGUCACAGUCCCUUAGGAAGUUUUCGAAGCAUUCGAAAUUCAACAAGAAGAGAUUCUAAUCGAAAUAGUCAAAAUAAUGGAAUCAAUAUAAUUAUGGUUAUCGGAUUUGGAUUUGUAAUUGGUCUCGGUUGGGUAUUUAACAAUAUUGAAAUAUUUUUAAAAUGGUUUCAAUUUAAAUUAAACGAAUUUGAAUUGCAAUUGUUUAAAGGGAAAUCAAUAAGAGAAUUUUAUGCUAAAGAGAAAUCGAUGUCAAGGAAGUGUCUACUUAGUCCUUUGGGUGGACUAUGUUAUCUGUUACAAAUGUUAGUUUUUGUGUUUUUAAAAUCCUUUGAAAUUCUUAAAAAACCAGCUCCAAAGGGUUUGGUUAAUAAUGUCUUUAAUCGGUAUAUAAAAGAUUGAAAUGUUACUGUAUUUAUUUAGUUUGAGCUAAUAAAUUGUAAGUUUUGUUGGCUCUGAAAAUGAACCUUAACUAACUCAAGAAGAUUA
Messenger RNA from Eupeodes corollae, 896 nucleotides. RefSeq lists its product as uncharacterized. The transcript is spliced from 2 exons. NCBI's taxonomy places the organism in Eukaryota, Metazoa, Arthropoda, Insecta, Diptera, Syrphidae. The record is from RefSeq and is a predicted model, not a curated record. Bases 105 to 809 code for a protein of 234 amino acids.